AGGGGAAUGCGCACGCAUGCGUUGAUAUGAAAACGUUUGCAGAUUAGCAUUUCCGGGAAACAGAUCAGUCUUUCCGGUUAACGACACAUCCCAAGAUGGCGGUGCAAAUUUCCAAGAAGAGAAAGUUUGUCGCUGAUGGUAUCUUCAAAGCUGAACUGAACGAGUUCCUCACAAGAGAGCUGGCUGAGGAUGGCUACUCAGGUGUGGAGGUUCGUGUCACCCCAACUAGAACUGAAAUCAUCAUCUUGGCUACCAGGACACAGAACGUGCUUGGUGAGAAGGGGCGUCGUAUACGUGAGCUGACUGCAGUCGUCCAGAAGAGGUUUGGCUUCCCCGAGGGCAGUGUGGAGCUGUAUGCUGAGAAGGUUGCCACUCGUGGUCUUUGCGCCAUUGCCCAGGCAGAGUCUCUGCGCUACAAGCUUCUCGGGGGUCUCGCUGUCCGCAGGGCCUGCUAUGGUGUCCUACGGUUCAUCAUGGAGAGCGGGUCCAAGGGUUGCGAGGUGGUGGUCUCUGGAAAGCUCAGGGGCCAGAGGGCCAAGUCCAUGAAGUUUGUGGAUGGCCUCAUGAUCCACAGUGGAGACCCCGUUAACUACUACGUAGACACCGCUGUCCGCCACGUGCUCCUCCGCCAAGGUGUGCUGGGGAUUAAGGUGAAAAUCAUGCUGCCCUGGGAUCCCAGCGGUAAGAUUGGCCCCAAGAAACCUCUCCCUGACCACGUGAGCAUCGUGGAGCCCAAGGACGAGCAGGUCCCCUCAACGCCCAUCUCUGAGCAGAAGGGAGCCAAGCCGGAGGCCGCUGUCGUCGCACCUGCCACACCCGUCCCAACAGCAUAACCACGAGGGACCCCACGCCAGCAUCUCACAUUUUCAAUGACCUGAGCACUAGGACCAUGCCCCAGGAUUACCUGACAUGAUGACUCCUUGCUGUCCCCAGUCCAUCUGACCGUGCUGCUGCUCCAGUUUCAACUGUUCUGCCUUAUUAUUAUACGACCAUGCUGGUCAUUUAUGAACAUUUGAACAUCUUGGCCAUGUUCUGUUAUAAUCUCCACCCGGCACAGCCAGAAGAGGACUGGCCACCCCACAUAGCCUGGUUCCUCUCUAGGUUUCUUCCUAGGUUUUGGCCUUUCUAGGGAGUUUUUCCUAGCCACCGUGCUUCUACACCUGCAUUGCUUGCUGUUUGGGGUUUUAGGCUGGGUUUCUGUACAGCACUUUGAGAUAUCAGCUGAUGUACGAAGGGCUAUAUAAAUACAUUUGAUUUGAUUUGAUUCAAGCAGUGUGUGAAAACUAUACAUCACAUUCUUGCAUCCUCUGUCCUUUUUUCCUUCACUUUUAGCCUCUCCUUGAAAAUACAUUGGAGCCUGAGUGGAGGAACUUUCACUCCUCUCCAACCAAUGUGCUUUGAGAGGGAGAUGAGGAAUGGUGGAAACAAGGGGAGAAUCUCAAUUUAAUUUCCUUUAUUCAUCACAUCCCCUCUCCUCACUUCCUUCUCAAAACCCAUUGGAUGAGAAGAGCAGAGGGGAGAGACCUCUGACUUUUUCAUCCAGUGGGUUUUGAGGAGAGAGCAUGCAACGAAUCAAGGAAAUGCAAUUGAGAUUCCCUCAAGGACAAAGGAAGCAAGUAUGUGACAGAUAUUACAUUUUAUUUGACAGUGCCUGGCUGACUGAGCUACCAUAACACCCAUGGCCUGUACAGAAACAACCCCUAGCCCCUACUGCCCAGAGUCGGGACACUUAUGAAGAUCUGAGAGGGAUUGAUGGCUGGUGACACGGUGACAGCUCCACCUUACCCUCUGAUAGGCAUGGUGGAAUUUUGCAGGUAUUGCUUAAACCUGUGCAAUUCUCUCAGAUCUCCUGAAGUGUCUAGGGGUAGGGGUUGUUUCUGGACAGGAACCCACAAUCCUUUAGGUGUGGACCUACUGCACAACACUUAAAGCAUUGAUUGGAUGUUUAAUUAAAUUGCUAUACACACAUAGAUUUGCACAGGUGUAAACUGGACACACCCACGGCACCCUAUCAGGCUGAAUAGACAGGUCUGGGUAGCUGGAGACCUGCUGUAAACUGUGAAAUAAUAUGUACAUGUCUACUAUUCACACCCAAGCUUAAUUUCAGCUAAUUAGAUGUGCAACCACUGACUAUAUGUUUUGUCUGUAUAGCAUAAUUUAAGAUUACCAAUGGUUAGCUUGGUAGCUAAAAUAUAUCAGUUAGCUAACCAUUUACAGUAACAGCAGUUAAUUAAUUAAUAGAUAAUAGAUAACAUAAUGGAAUUAGAAGGGUGACCUCCUACUUUGAAAGAACGGGAAGUGUUGGCUGUGCACUUGACCAGAUAUUCGACAUUUAAUUCCACCCACAAGUUUUUUUUGUUUUAUAUGCAAAAAUAUUUUUGUUCGAUUUCCUUUUAAGAACGAACAAACAACCCGUUUUCACGUUCCCAAUUGCUCCGUUUUAAGUCGAGAAACAAACGAUCAAAACGUACAUAUUAUCCACUAAGUAUGCUUAUUAUCUUGACUACAUAGACACCAAAAUGUUCUGUCAAACCUCAAGAUCAACAUAAUUCCCGCAUUUUGGCUGUUGUUAAAUCGCGUGCAGUAUCACACAAGCUCUUCAUCACUUGCCUGUCAUUCAGAAAAUCCUUUCCUGAAUCAGCUGAUGUUGCGCGCGAUAAUGUCCGCGUGUAACUAAACAGCUAGACAUCAAACACACAUCAAACAAAUAUUAUGUGUAAUUAUUGAAUGACAUUAAAGAUUUUAGUUGUAUUAAACAUAUUAAAGUUACUCUUUCUGC
Molecule: messenger RNA, 2779 nt
Organism: Oncorhynchus kisutch (coho salmon)
Lineage: Eukaryota; Metazoa; Chordata; Actinopteri; Salmoniformes; Salmonidae
Product: 40S ribosomal protein S3
Exons: 7
Coding region: 96-833 (245 amino acids)
Biological process (GO): translation; positive regulation of apoptotic signaling pathway
Cellular component (GO): cytosolic small ribosomal subunit; nucleus
Molecular function (GO): RNA binding; structural constituent of ribosome
Source: RefSeq, a predicted model, not a curated record